Heterocephalus glaber (naked mole-rat) is the source of this 2502-nucleotide messenger RNA. RefSeq names its product RNA polymerase III subunit C (gene Polr3c). Gene Ontology annotation, molecular function: single-stranded DNA binding. The record is from RefSeq and is a predicted model, not a curated record. Gene Ontology annotation, biological process: DNA-templated transcription. Gene Ontology annotation, cellular component: RNA polymerase III complex. NCBI's taxonomy places the organism in Eukaryota, Metazoa, Chordata, Mammalia, Rodentia, Bathyergidae.
GCGUUCACCUGGGUGGCUGUCUACUUCCGGGAAGGAGCCGUGGGCUCCGCUGAGGCGCGAGUGGCAGACGGGAGCCUCCGGAUUUCGUGGUGCGGAAGGCUGCAGCCGUAGGUUGGGAGCCUUGGAUUCUCCCUAACCCUGAGUUCUAAGACUGCCCAGUACAAUGACUCAGGCUGAGAUUAAACUGUGUUCUUUGAUGCUACAAGAGCAUUUUGGAGAGAUUGUAGAAAAAAUUGGAGUGCACCUAAUCAGAACUGGCAGCCAGCCACUGAGAGUAAUUGUCCAUGACACAGGAACAUCUCUGGAUCAGGUAAAAAAAGCACUUUGUGUCCUCAUCCAACAUAACCUGGUGAUAUAUCAAGUGCAUAAACGUGGCGUGGUUGAGUAUGAAGCCCAUUGCAGCCGGGUAUUACGAAUGCUUAGGUAUCCCCGCUACAUCUAUACUACCAAAGCACUUUAUGGUGACACUGGAGAGCUGAUUGUUGAGGAGCUGCUGUUGAAUGGCAAAAUGACAAUGUCAGCUGUCGUGAAGAAAGUGGCAGACCGACUCACAGAGACCGUGGAGGAUGGCAAAACCAUGGAUUAUGCUGAGGUAUCAAACACUUUUAUGCAACUGGCAGAUACACGAUUUGUACAGCGUUGCCCCAUGGUGCAUGCCCCUGAGAAUUCAGACACUCAGCCUCCACCGCCUGCCCCUAACCUUGUCAUUAAUGAAAAGGACAUGUACCUGGUUCCUAAACUGAGCUUGAUAGGGAAAGGUAAAAGGAGAAGAUCAUCUGACGAAGAUGCUGCUGGUGAGCCUGCGGCCAAGAGACCAAAACACCCCACAGAUAACAAAGAGCCCAUUCCAGAUGAUGGGAUUUAUUGGCAGGCCAACCUUGACAGAUUCCACCAACACUUCCGUGACCAAACCAUUGUGAGCGCAGUUGCGAACAGGAUGGACCAGACGAGCAGCGAGAUCGUGCGGGCCAUGCUUCGGAUGAGUGAGGUUACUACUUCCUCUGAUGCCCCCUUCACCCAGCCAUUAUCUUCCAAUGAGAUCUUCAGAUCCCUACCUGUUGGCUAUAACAUCUCCAAGCAAGUGCUUGACCAGUAUCUCACUCUGCUUGCAGAUGACCCACUAGAGUUUGUUGGAAAGUCUGGCGACAGUGGUGGAGGAAUGUAUGUCAUCAAUUUCUGUAAGGCAUUAGCAUCCCUAGCCACAGCCACUCUGGAGUCUGUCAUACAGGAGAGAUUUGGAUCUCGCUGUGCCAGAAUAUUCCGUCUGGUUUUGCAAAAGAAACACCUAGAACAGAAGCAAGUGGAGGACUUUGCAAUGAUUCCUGCAAAGGAGGCAAAGGAUAUGCUAUAUAAGAUGCUCUCAGAAAAUUUCAUAUCACUCCAGGAAAUUCCAAAAACACCGGACCAUGCCCCUUCCAGGACCUUCUAUUUAUACACUGUGAAUGUCCUGUCCGCUGCGCGAAUGUUGUUGCACAGGUGCUACAAGAGUGUGACCAACUUGAUAGAAAGGCGGCAGUUUGAAACCAAAGAGAACAAGCGUCUGCUCGAAAAGUCUCAGAGGGUAGAAGCCAUCAUUGCAUCUGUGCAAGCCACAGGUGCAGAGGAAGCACAGCUGCAAGAAAUAGAGGAGAUGAUCACAGCCCCUGAGCGUCAGCAGCUGGAGACCCUGAAGCGCAAUGUCAACAAGUUGGAUGCCAGUGAGAUCCAGGUAGACGAAACCAUCUUCCUGCUGGAGUCAUACAUUGAGAGCACCAUGAAGAGACAAUGACCCAGAAGAAGCAUCUUUCUCAGAAGACCUGGGGGGAUGGAAAGAGAAACAAAGGAGGUGCCUGGAUACAUUCUCUUCAGUAGAAGUUGCAGGCUCUUGUUCUGAAAUCCUCUCUCUGUCCCUACUGCUCAGUAUCCAGUUGAGAGAGUUUGAAACUGGGCCUGGUGGUGACUGCCUAUAAUCCCAGCACUCUGGAAGGCUGUAGCAGGAAGAUCGUGGGGAACUUAGUGACCUAGUAAGACCUUCUUGCAAAUUAAAAGAUAAAACGGAUAAAAAAGUUGAGUAUGGAACAGCCAGGGAUGUAGCUCAGUGGCACUGCACCUGCCUGCCAAGUGCAAGGUCCUGAGUUCGAUCCCCAGUACUGAGGGAAAAAAAGUUGCGGAUGGAAGGAGUUAAAAGCAUCAUACAACAGCAAUAUAUGCAUACCUGUGUUUAUAGCAGCACAGCUUACAACAGCUUAAUCUUCAAAACAGCCCAAAUGCCCAUCAGCUGAUGAAUGGAUAAAAAAGAUGUGUUUUUUUAUACAAUGGAAUACUGUGCCAUAAAGGAUUAACUUGAACCUGAGACAUUUCUAGCUAAAUGGAUGCACCUUGAGACUAUACUCUCAAGUGACAUAAAUUGGACAUAUAUAUUUAAAUGCUGCAUUGUUUCUCUGGUGUGAGAAAUUGAAAGUGUAAUUGAGGACUAAAAUGUAUAAUAGAUGUUGGGAAACGGGAAAAAAUGUGCAAAUGGGA